This is a messenger RNA of Terrapene triunguis (Three-toed box turtle), 2973 nucleotides long. RefSeq names its product phosphodiesterase 4C (gene PDE4C). Lineage: Eukaryota; Metazoa; Chordata; Testudines; Emydidae. The coding region runs from base 11 to 2377 and encodes 788 amino acids. Gene Ontology annotation, biological process: signal transduction. The record is from RefSeq and is a predicted model, not a curated record. Gene Ontology annotation, molecular function: 3',5'-cyclic-AMP phosphodiesterase activity. Gene Ontology annotation, cellular component: perinuclear region of cytoplasm; nucleus; cytosol. The transcript has 15 exons.
CGGGCGGCCCAUGGGAGUCUCGGGCCAGGCCCCCGCGCUAGAGGAGAAGACUGGCUCUCCCUGCAGGUGUGCAGGGGCCUGGGCCUGCUGGCGUGGGAGCAGCAGGAGGGCACGGGACAGGAUGAGCCUGCCCACAAGCUGUGGCUCCGUGGCCUUGGCAGAUUGUGCCCUUAUGGUCUGCAACGGCCACCUGGCCGGCUCGCCCCGCGCCGUCAACCGGCCCAUCGACAUCGCGCAGAAGCACAGACGCUUUGACAUUGAAAAUGGCCUUUCAUCGGGGAGGAGCCCGCUGGACCCCCAAGCCAGCCCCGGCUCCGGCCUGGUCCUGCAGGGGAACGUCCCUCACAGCCAGCGGCGGGAGUCCUUCCUCUACCGCUCCGACAGCGACUAUGAUCUGUCUCCCAAAGCCAUGUCCCGGAACUCCUCCAUCGCCAGCGACCUGCAUGGAGAAGACAUGAUCGUCACGCCCUUCGCGCAGGUCCUGGCCAGCCUGCGCACCGUCAGGAGCAACUUUGCCAUGCUGACGCAUCUGCAGGACCGCGUGGCUAGCAAGAGAACUUCUAGCAGCAACCCGCCAUCUGUGUGCAAGGCCAGCCUGUCGGAGGAUGCCUGUCAGAAGCUGGCAGUCGAGACCCUGGAAGAGCUGGACUGGUGCUUGGACCAGCUGGAGACCCUGCAGACCAGGCAUUCUGUCAGCGAGAUGGCCUCCAACAAGUUUAAAAGGAUGCUGAAUAGGGAACUGACGCACCUAUCCGAAACCAGCCGCUCUGGCAACCAGGUGUCUGAAUACAUCUCCAGCACCUUCCUGGACAAGCAGCAUGAGGUGGAAAUUCCCUCCCCCACGCCCAAGGAGAAGGAGGCGGAGAAGACAACGCGCCCCAUGGCCCAGAUCAGUGGCCUGAAGAAACUGACGCACAGCUCCAGCUUCAUCAGCUCCAGCAUCCCUCGCUUCGGGGUCAAGACGGACCAGGAAGGGCUCCUGGCCAAGGAACUCGAAGAUACAAACAAAUGGGGUCUUGACAUGUUUAAAAUCACCGAGUAUUCUGGCAACCGCCCGCUUACGGUCGUCAUGUACAGCAUCUUCCAGGAGCGGGACCUGAUGAAGACCUUCCGCAUCCCAGCCGACACCUUCAUCACCUACCUGAUGACCCUGGAGGACCAUUACCACGCCGACGUGGCCUAUCACAACAACAUCCACGCCGCAGACGUGGUCCAGUCCACGCACGUGCUGCUGUCCACGCCGGCUCUGGAGGCUGUGUUCACGGACCUGGAGGUCAUGGCUGCCAUCUUCGCCAGCGCCAUCCAUGACGUUGACCACCCAGGCGUGUCAAACCAGUUCCUGAUCAACACCAACUCGGAGCUGGCUCUGAUGUACAACGACGUCUCUGUCCUGGAGAAUCACCACUUGGCCGUGGGCUUCAAGCUGCUCCAGGAGGAAAACUGCGACAUCUUCCAGCAGCUCAGCAAGAAGCAGCGGCAGUCGCUCCGCAAGAUGGCCAUCGACAUGGUGCUGGCAACGGACAUGUCCAAACACAUGAACCUGCUGGCAGAUCUGAAGACGAUGGUGGAGACCAAGAAGGUGACCAGUCUGGGAGUCCUGCUGCUGGAUAACUACUCGGACCGAAUCCAGGUCCUGCAGAACAUGGUUCACUGCGCUGACCUCAGCAACCCCACCAAGCCCCUGGAGCUGUACCGCCAGUGGACGGACCGGAUCAUGGUGGAGUUCUUCCACCAGGGGGACCGGGAGCGGGAGAAGGGCAUGGAGAUCAGCCCCAUGUGCGACAAGCUCAGCGCCUCCGUGGAGAAGUCCCAGGUGGGCUUCAUCGACUACAUCGCUCACCCGCUGUGGGAGACGUGGGCCGACCUGGUGCACCCCGACGCCCAGGAGAUCCUGGACACGCUGGAGGACAACCGGGAGUGGUACCAGAGCAUGAUCCCGCACAGCCCCUCGCCGCCCGAGGAGCAGGACCCCGAGAAGGGCGGUGGGGUGGAGAAGUUCCAGUUCCAGCUGACCCUGGAGGAGGAGGGCGAGUCGGACACUGAGCCAGAGGAGGCCGAGAGCCCGCUGGAGGAGGACAACAGUGGCAGCGACUCCAAGAUGCUGGCCACGGACGACUCGGAGUCGCCGGAGCUCGAGCGCCUGUCCCCUGGCUCAGUUGGCCGGGACUCUCCACCCUCCGCGCCCAGCGGCCCGCUCAGGAACACGCUGGUCAAGCAGAAGGAGGCCUUGCACUUUGACAACAGGAGGGCUCUGGAGAGGACGCUCUCGCAGCCCGACGGCGGCACCUUGGAGCUGGGCCGCAGGGGGAGCCUGGAGGCCAAGGAGCUGGCCCUGGACACAGAGGGGAACCUCACGUUUCUGCCACUGGGGACGUAACGGGCAGGGCCCGCUGUGCCCAUUGGUUGGGUCUGGGAGCCACCUGGAGACUGGGCACCGCAGGGUCGUUAAUAAAGAGAGCGAGAUUGGGGCAUGGAGCACAUGAGCUCUGUGGGCCCCCACCCUCCCGUAGCACCCACUGGGGACUGAGAUCAGGACCCUCCGGAGGGAGCAGGCAGCAGCUGGCCAGGCGGGCCCGGACUGGAAUCGUCAAGCUGCUGUGUGCCCUCGAGUGAUGACCGGGCCCACGGCGUGGGAAUGGCUCUGUACCGGAGCAGGUCCCCGGACGCCCGGGGCGGGUCUGUGCGCUGCCGCUGGGCUCGGACCGGGCUGCGGCCGCAGCAUUGUCGUGUGUGUCUUGCCUCACUAUCCUCGGUCUCACCCUGUGCCCUACGUCCCCGCGCCUGCCAGCCAGGGCCCGACCCGGACCCGGAUGGGCAGAAGGGCUGGGAGCUGCCGGGAGGGCAGACAGGCCACGCAGACCCAUGAGCAUCCCUGCUGCUCACAGCUAAGCACUGUGUCCCCUUCAGGCUGCAGCUCUGGGCUCCUGAGAGGGGAGCGUGUUCCCUGGUACCCCUGGACCAUGCCCCCUCGGA